This is a messenger RNA of Blumeria graminis f. sp. triticale, 825 nucleotides long. The record is from the annotation of a GenBank genome assembly. NCBI's taxonomy places the organism in Eukaryota, Fungi, Ascomycota, Leotiomycetes, Helotiales, Erysiphaceae.
AUGCAACAAUCAGGAAGCAGCUCAUUAAUUGCCACUAUCCGCGAGAUUUCUCAUGCCCCUCAGUCUAUUUUAUCAUUUUGGAGGGGUACCCUUCCCUCAGCCCUACGAACUGGAUUUGGGUCUGCUAUAUACUUUACUAGUUUGAAUGCUUUGCGACAGAAUGUAUCGCGGUUUCGUUUACUUCAGAUGUCAGGCCACAAUAGCGUUGGAAAUCACUCUUCAUCAUUGCCCGAGCUCUCAAACCUUUCCAAUCUUGCGACUGGAGCGGUUGCACGGGCAACAGCUGGGUUUGUUCUUAUGCCCAUGACAGUUCUUAAAGUUCGCUUUGAAUCAAAUAUGUACGCUUAUCGAUCCUUAGCAUGUGCAGGGCAGGAUAUAUUAAAAAGGGAAGGAUUCAAAGGGUUUUUUUCUGGAUUUGGUGCAACGGCUGCUCGAGAUGCACCAUAUGCUGGCCUCUACGUUUUACUUUACGAGCAACUCAAGAGAAGAUUCAGUAUAUUUACCAGUCAGAUUUACAAUGACGAGUCCUUGGCCGGCAUGAACGGGCCAAAGUCAGCAUUUAUAAACUUUAGCUCUAGUAUGAUCGCGGCUGGACUAGCUACGGCCAUCACCAAUCCCUUCGACGUUAUCAAAACAAGAAUACAGUUGCAACCCAAAAUCUACCACAAUGUGUUCAGCGCUUUCCACAAAAUCAUACGGAAAGAUGGUCUAAAGUCUUUGUCAGAUGGUUUGCUCCUUCGUAUGGGUCGCAAGACCUUGAGCUCAGCUUUGGCAUGGACCCUUUAUGAAGAGGUCAUAAGAAGAGCCGAGUACCAUUAUAAGUAG